Messenger RNA from Neocloeon triangulifer, 1544 nucleotides. RefSeq lists its product as uncharacterized. NCBI's taxonomy places the organism in Eukaryota, Metazoa, Arthropoda, Insecta, Ephemeroptera, Baetidae. The coding region runs from base 370 to 1401 and encodes 343 amino acids. The transcript is spliced from 5 exons. The record is from RefSeq and is a predicted model, not a curated record.
AGCCUGACUAGCCAGAGAUGCGGUGAAAUAUUUCUUCAGAGUCCCCUCUCCACCUCUUUCCAGACACUCGUGCCCGCGGGAGAAAUCCCCCAAUCAAAUUAAUUCACUCCUCUCGCCGAAUUGCUCUGAUUGGCUGCUGACGUCACUUCCUGCUUCCCGUCUUUUACGUCUGACACGCGUCACCAGGUCGCCAUUUCGCAAAUCGCAGGACGCUGAAUUCGCACCCUUGGUCGAGGCUGACACGCCGUCCGAGCAUUUUGCAUUUUCGCCUGGAAAUCUCAAUCGCGCGGAAUUUUUUGUCUUUGGUCCACACGAACUCUCAGAUUUUCGUCGAUUCUGCGUCCUGAGAGAGUUGAGGCUGCGGCUUUUAUGGAGUCUUUUGGAUCUCAAAAGGGCCGACUGCGAGAAAUCAACAUGUCCGCCGCAAACGGAUUGAAAAACCUGAACGACAGCAUGGAGAUCAGCAAAAUCAAGGUGCAAGAGCAGAGUGGCCAUCAAAAAGAUAGAGAGUCAAUAUCCUUCAUCCAGAUCUCUAGCACUCCGUCUCAAAAUUUGCAGCCAAAUGAAAGCAAUGCACUCUGCUCCUUUGAUGCUAUGAUCAACCAGGAGUUUGUGAUCCUUGAUCAUCCACCAGACAAAGAAAUUCAGGAGCCAGGAGAGGGAGACAAAACUCAACUUGCUGUUGCCACUGAAGAAGAGAAUGAGAAAAUGGCAGAUAAGCACAAUAAGGUUGGACUGGAGGAACCUGUUGCCGACAAGUCUGGCCAUGAUGAAAUCUCAGAACAAGGUGAAGUGGUUGCAGCAGCAAAACCAAAAGUGCGCAAGGCCAAAAAUGCCACUUGGAAGGAAGGAGAACCUGAGAGGUUGGAGGAGAACAUGGCUGUGGAAGCUCAGGUGCCACAGGAAAAGAAGAAAAGGCGCACUGAUGGCCCGUUGGUGAAGAGAAUUAAGAAGAAUCUGACGAGACUGUCUGUGUCCCAGGGAAAACCAUUGCUUCUAGGCACUUUUAAAUACUCUACCAGAUUGGACAAAACCUGUACCAAAACUUUCACAAGGGCCAAUCUUCUGCCUAAUCAGAUUGUGAAUAUCUUUGGUGUGUCAUGUGACCCGGAGGAAGACACGGCAGACACUUACACCACUGUAAACCAGGCCAUUUCAUUGGAAGAUUUUGUUGAAGUUUGCCAAGAGGACAAGCAGGAUGGUUCUGCCACCAUGAGCAAGGAACCUUUUGGCUCUGACUGCAGUGCUCUAGAAUCUGAUGAUGAUAUUUCAGUUGUUGAGCUUCCAAAGGAGAAGAAAAAGACUCGUCAACGUCAAGGAAAGAAGCCAUCCAAGCUUCAGCAGCUGAAGGCUAACAUGUCCAAAGCCAACCCUCUCCUCCAGAAAAAGCGUAAUAAGUAGACUUAGUGAAGAAAUUCAGCUUUUUGUCUAAUGUACGAAAACCACUCAUAGUUUGCAUAAAAAAAUUGCCAGGCUUAAAAUUUUUAGUUUUUCACAAGAGGUACACUUUGCCGAAAAUAUAUGUUUUUGAAACUCAAAUACAA